Arachis duranensis is the source of this 942-nucleotide messenger RNA. RefSeq lists its product as uncharacterized. The transcript is spliced from 6 exons. Lineage: Eukaryota; Viridiplantae; Streptophyta; Magnoliopsida; Fabales; Fabaceae. The coding region runs from base 230 to 751 and encodes 173 amino acids. Gene Ontology annotation, cellular component: mitochondrion. The record is from RefSeq and is a predicted model, not a curated record.
AAAUUUACUUGAUCAUAGAAACUGGAUUGAUAUGUGAGGAAUCAAAAUCAAAUCUUGGAAAAAUUCUUCUGCUUUCCUGGCCUCUUUCGUGUUGAUUAAGUUUUCGUACUUGGAUUCUGUUUCUUCUUUAUUUGAAUAGUGGCUGAAAACAAGGAUUUGGGAUUAGUGCACAUUUAGGUCUCGAAAAUUCUUCUUGGCUUCCAAUCUUCUUAUUUUUGAGAAAAUUAUAAUGGCCGCGGCUUGCAAGCGAUUGGCACAAUUGAGAAUGAGUUCGGGGAUUUCGUGCUUUGGGGCCUCAAAGUCGUCUUCUUCCAACUCAAGUCUCCGAUCAUUUUCCCAAUUGUUGAAAUCAAAUGGACGACGCUUUUUCUUGGUUGACACAUUAACCCUUGUUAAGAAACUCGAGGCGCAAGGAGUGCCCAGAAAGCAAGCUGAGGCAAUAACUGAUGCCUUUACUGAAGUUUUGAAUGAUAGUCUUGAUAAUACCCAAGAGUCCAGCUCAUCCAAAUUGAAAGCAGAAGUGCAGAGCUCAAAGAUGCAAUUGCUACAUGAUAUUGGGAAACUAAGGACUACCAUGAGGAAGAAUUCCAGUGAAUCAAGGUAUAAGAAAUCUGAAUUCGCUGUUGAUCUCGAGAAACGGUGGAAAGCAGCACAAUAUGAUGUUAUGAAAUAUUGCAUAGGAACCUUUGUUUUAACAUGGGGCAUUGGACUUACUGUUCUUCAGCAUCUUGAAUCAACCAGGAGUGGAUAGUUGCUAAGAUGAAUAAGGCUUCACUUGAUGGAGAAGAGAAAUGUCAAUUGAAGAAGUUUUUUUUAUGUUGGGUCCUGCAAUACUGCAAUUAUGCAAUUUUAAGUUUAUGUUAUGUAUAUAUUUAAGUUGGUUUACUUUGCAAUUUGUAUUGCACUUUGGAGUGUUAGUAUAUUAAAAUAGGUAUUAUUACU